AGACCUUGAGGCUGGAACCCAGAGAGAAAGAGGAGAGCUUAUUCGGAAUCUACAUUGUCAAAAAGUUCACAAGGUCCCCCAGGAUUCUGGCUCCACUGCUGGAGAUACCAGGCGGUGGGCGGGGUAUGUGUGACCCGCCUCCUGUGGGCGUGGCCAAGGCGGGACGGCACCUGGGGCCCGGCCGGGGGUGGGGAGGCGGACGCUCCCCCUUCCCCUGGCUCCAGCCGGCGCAAGCAGCGGCGGCGGCGGUGGCGGCGGGUGAGGAUCUGCGGCCCCGCGAGGCCAUGAAGGUGAAGAAGGGCGGCGGCGGGACCGGGUCUGGGGCAGAGCCCGUUCCAGGGGCCUCGAACCGGAGCGUGGAGCCCACACGGGAGCCUGGGGCGGAAGCCGAGUCCGGGUCCGAGUCGGAGCCGGAGCCAGGCCCGGGGCCCAGGCUGGGGCCGCUGCAGGGCAAGCAGCCCAUCGGGCCGGAGGAUGUGCUGGGGCUGCAGCGGAUCACGGGCGACUACCUGUGCUCCCCUGAGGAAAAUAUCUACAAGAUAGACUUCGUCAGGUUCAAGAUCCGGGACAUGGACUCAGGGACUGUCCUUUUUGAAAUCAAGAAGCCCCCUGUUUCGGAACGGUUGCCCAUCAACCGGCGGGACCUGGACCCCAAUGCAGGGCGCUUUGUUCGCUACCAGUUCACACCCGCCUUCCUCCGCCUAAGGCAGGUGGGAGCCACGGUGGAGUUCACAGUGGGAGACAAGCCGGUCAACAACUUCCGCAUGAUUGAGAGGCACUACUUUCGAAACCAGCUCCUCAAAAGCUUCGACUUCCACUUUGGCUUCUGCAUCCCCAGCAGCAAGAACACCUGUGAGCACAUCUAUGACUUCCCGCCUCUCUCUGAGGAGCUAAUCAGUGAGAUGAUCCGUCACCCGUAUGAGACACAGUCCGACAGCUUCUACUUUGUGGACGAUCGGCUGGUGAUGCACAACAAAGCAGACUAUUCCUACAGUGGGACACCCUGACCCCCGACACUGCCCCUGAGGCUCUGGCCUGGACCCUGUGCUGGGACCUCUCCGACAUCAUCUCCACUUGGGGAUAGCUCCAUUGGCUCUGGACCCCGAGUCAGUCUUGAGAGGAAAGGUGCCCAGCAGCCCUAGGCAAGGCUCUGGAGCUUGUGGGAGGCGCAGCGGGGAGGCUGUCCCCAUGUUCAGGAAAGGCCUCGGGCAAGAGGAGGACUUCGGGAUGCCUCAGUAGGUCCACUGGGCCUGAGUUUCAGAGUAGUGUUCCCUUCUUGACUGUGACUAGAUCAGGUUAGGGACCAUUCCCUGUCCCUUGCCCACCACCUCCAGGCUAUUUAUAGUUGUCAGUUCACAGACAAAGAUCCACAGUGGUCUCAGCCCUGGCCUCCUCCAUCAGGGGCCAAGAAACUGCCCGAGGUGAGAGGGGCAGGUCCAGACUACAGCCUGUAGGGCCUGGGCAAACUGUAUAUAGUUUUCAAUAAACCUUUUCUGCUCUUGGG
Messenger RNA from Apodemus sylvaticus (European woodmouse), 1504 nucleotides. RefSeq names its product unc-119 lipid binding chaperone (gene Unc119). The transcript is spliced from 5 exons. The record is from RefSeq and is a predicted model, not a curated record. The coding region runs from base 126 to 1007 and encodes 293 amino acids. NCBI's taxonomy places the organism in Eukaryota, Metazoa, Chordata, Mammalia, Rodentia, Muridae. Gene Ontology annotation, cellular component: intercellular bridge; spindle pole; spindle midzone. Gene Ontology annotation, biological process: negative regulation of clathrin-dependent endocytosis; negative regulation of caveolin-mediated endocytosis; mitotic cytokinesis. Gene Ontology annotation, molecular function: lipid binding.